Molecule: messenger RNA, 1728 nt
Organism: Paramecium tetraurelia
Lineage: Eukaryota; Ciliophora; Oligohymenophorea; Peniculida; Parameciidae
Exons: 8
Molecular function (GO): protein binding
Source: RefSeq, a predicted model, not a curated record
AUGAAAUAAGGCUCGGUCAAAAGGAAAUUUGAGAGUUUCGGCUUUUGUUCUUCAAAUCCUUACGACCCUCGUGCUUAGAAAGAAUUGGUGUUGCAUAUUUCAAAUCAAGUUUAAAAGGGAAAUGAUUUUACAAUUAAAAUGUAUAGUUGGAUGAAGAUUUCGAUAUUGAAACAGAAAAUUCAUAAAACGACUAAAUUAGAUUAAGCAGACUUUAGGAUACUUUACAAAAACCAAGAACUCUCUCUAAAUAACGAAGAUUUAGAAGAUUAUGGAAUCAAGAAUCAUGUCACUCUAAAAUUAAUGGCUCGAAAGUAGGGACAACAGUUGUAUUUUAUCAACAGCAUUCACAAUAUAUUGGAGGAAUCUAAGAAAACUUAAGAGCAAUUUUAGAAUGCUAAAUGGGCAGUGGAAGGAGCAUUUAUGAAAGGAAUAACACCAAAAUUAACUGAUUUUGGUACUCAGGGCACUUAUAUUUUGGAGGAUUUAAAUCAUAAACCAGUGGCCAUUUUUAAACCUUAUGAUGAAGAGGCAUUUGCCCCUAAUAAUCCAAGAGGGAUGAGAGCCAAAAUGAAUUCUCCAGGACUUAGAUAAGGCAUAUUGUCUGGAGAAGGAGUGGAUCGAGAAGUGGCAGCAUAUUUGAUAGACCAAUUAUCUGGACAUUAUCAUAAUGUACCUAUAACUGAUUAUGUUUAAAUUUGUCAUCCUGCAUUUCAUGAGGCUGAAGAAUACAAAUAAUUUUAGUAUGAGAAGAUACCCUUAAAAGAAGGAUCGUUUCAAUUGUACAUAAAACAUGAUGAUAAUGUUGGAAAUUUUGGAAGUGGUCUGUAUCCUUCAAUUGAAGCCAGAAAGAUAGCCAUCUUAGAUAUUAGAAUUUUAAAUUGUGAUAGGAAUGAAGAAAACAUAUUGGUUCGAAAAAAAAAAGUUAAUCAGCCAGUAGGUUAAACUAGAUAAGCUUAUGAUUACUUUCUUAUACCGAUUGAUCAUGGUUAUACAUUUCCAGAUUCUUUCAAAAUAUGUAGGGAUGAAGUUGUAUGGUACCAUUGGGGACAAAUGGCUCAAUCAUUUACAUAAGAAGAAAAAAGCUUUAUUGAAAAGAUCGAUCCUAUUAAAGAUGUUGAAAUUUUAAGAGAAAAGGUGAAAUUGAGAGAAAUUUGUUUGAGAAAUGCUAGAAUAUCUACAACUUUAUUAAAGCUGGGUGCAUAGGCAGAUUUGACCAUCCACGAUAUUUCUGAAAUAUUAUAUAGAGAAGAUCCGGAUGAAUUAUCACCUAUUGAAAUUGCUAUUAGUAAAGCUGAAUACAAUUACGAUAAUAAUAUAAGAGUGCCCAAAGGAUAUUCAAAUUUUAAAGAAAAAAUAUUUUCAAAUAAUUUAAUUUAAAAAUCUUUAGAAUUUGAUUCAUCUACUUUACAAAAUCAAGAAAGACCUAAAUUAGGAUAAACUUUAAUAAAAUUGGAGGUCAUCAAAGAUGAGGAUGAAAACUAAAUUUCUAAUAAGGAUAUGCUGAUUAAAGAAACUAAAAAGAUUUAAACCUCAGACAAAAAAUUAGCUAGAGUUGGUUCUUAACAAGAAAUCAAAAGAUACCCAACACCUAUUGAGAAAGUAUGGAAUGAAGAUUUCUUCUCUCAUGUUACUUAUUUCUUGCAACAAAUCAUCGAGGGUAAGAUUUAGGAAAAGUCCUAAUCUCCUCGUAAAUACAGAGCAAGGUACAUCAGUGAAGAAGUCAAAUGA